UUUCAUAUCCAAUGUCAUUCCCCCCCGUAAACACCGACAUUGAACCAUAUCUCCUUCUGAUUAAUAUAAUCUUCAUGAAUAAAAAUGCGGAGAGAAGAUGAAUUAUUGAAUGUAUUUUCCAGAUAAAAAAGAAAAAAGAAAAGAGAGACAUCGAAUGAAUCUUUGUCUCCUUCCGUUCAUUCCUUACUCGAAAUGAUGAUAUGGUUUAAUGAACACAUUCAUUCCAGACCACAGUCGUCUCCUUCUCCUCUGUCUCCCAUCCUUUUUCGGUCAUCACUGUCCCGGCCAUAAUCGGAAAGGAGGAAGAUCUCGUUUCCCUCUUCUGGGGGCAAAACCAUGAAGCAAUUCUUGAAACUAUGGUCGCUGAACAAGCAGAACCAGUGGAUACUGAAAUUCGGAAUCUCGGUCCUCGUGGUGGGUCUUGCUUUCCACCUCCUCUUCAAUCAAUCCACCAGAUUCGAUCCUGAAUUGGAGGCAGCAACUUCUUCUUCUUCUUCUUCCUACAUUACUGCUAGGACUUAUUUGCCGGUCUCCCCUCCACCUGCUUCGCUGGUUUCCCCUCCACCUGAUUUACCGGUGUCCCCUCCACCAGUGGAAAUGUUGGAGACGCCGUCAGAUGUCGCCGUAGAUGAAUUGCCGGGCCCGCCGCCGGCUCCACAGCCUUCUUCUUCUUCUUCCUCUGCUGCUGCUGCUGAAGUUUCCAAUUCAACUAUGUCUGUGGAUGGACGGCCGGAUCCAGAUGAGAAUGAGGCGCCUGAUGAUGGAAAAUGCAAUCUGCUUGUUGGUGAUUGGGUUCCUGAACCAUCUGGUCCAAUGUACACAAAUGCUACCUGCCGCUUGAUGGAUGGGCACCAGAACUGUAUGAAGAAUGGACGCCCUGAUUCUGGUUAUCUGUAUUGGAAGUGGAAGCCCCGCCGCUGUGAGUUACCUGCGUUUGAUGCACAAAGAUUCCUGGAGUUGAUGAGGAAUAAAUCUUGGGGGGUGAUUGGUGAUUCAAUAUCACGCAACCAUGCCGAAUCACUGCUGUGCAUGCUUUCUACGGUUGAAGAAGCUGUGGAAGUUUACCAUGACAAGGAAUUCCGAUCCAAGACAUGGAAAUUCCCUACCUACAACUUCACCCUAGCAAACAUUUGGGCGCCCUUCCUGGUAGAGGCAGCGAUAUUCGAAGACUACAACGGCGUCUCAACAAAAGAAGUCCAGUUGCAGCUCGACAAACUCGACAAGAGCUGGGUAGAUGCUUACCCGAGCUUCGACUUUGCCAUUAUCUCGACUGGGAAAUGGUUCCUCAAAGCUGCAGUCUACCACGAGAACAACACCGUGGUCGGCUGCCAUUUCUGCCCGGCCGGUAAGAACCUGACCGAGACAGGAUUCGUCUUCGCAUACGAGAAAGCCCUCAGCUUCGCGAUGAGCACCAUUUUGCAGUCGAAGCACAAGGGACAGAUAUUCUUCAGGACAUCUACUCCGGACCAUUUCCAGGAGGGGGAGUGGCACAACGGAGGGACGUGCCAACAGACUGCACCGGCGAAAGAAGGGGAGUUCGAGUUGAAGGAAGUGAACAAGAUCCUGAGAAAGGUGGAGUUGGCCGAGUUCGAGAAGGCCUCCGCCAAAGCAGCUGAAUCUGGGGUGAACCUCAAGCUCGUCGACUUCACUAAUCUGCUGUUGACAAGGCCUGAUGGCCACCCUGAUGCAUACAGAAAUUUCCAACCAUUUGCUAAAGACAAGAACGCGACGGUUCAGAAUGACUGCCUGCACUGGUGCUUGCCUGGUCCGAUCGAUUACUUGAACGAUGUGCUCAUGGAGAUGGUGCCGCUGCAGCGCUCUACUGAUUUCCCCCACCCAUAUAAAUUCAUUCGUCUGCUCCUUCAAGACCCCAAUUCCGAGUCCCGUCAAAAUUUCCGUUCACUCUCGCCCUCUCUCUCACUGCAUUUCGCAACAGCUCCUUCCACAGCAAUGGCGGACGUCGCGCUUCCCUCCUCCCCGAUCCCGGCGAAGAAGAGGAACAGCAGGAAAGUCCUGAAGCAGAAGAAGGAGUCGACGAGCGAGGCGAACGUCCUGGCUCAGGCGCUCAGCGAGACCUCUCCUGCUGCGGUUCUUCCUCCGCCGUCCGAGACCGAUCCGAUGAAGGAGAACAGCGAGAUUCUGUCAUCGGCGAAGAAGGUCAAGGGGAAGGCGGCCAGAGGCGGCAAGCAGCAGCAGUCGUCGUCCUUCGACAAAGAGCUGGAGCAGAUGCAGGAAAUGCUUCAGAAACUGACACUGGAGAAGGAGAAGACGGAGGAGAUGUUGAAGGAGAAAGACGAGAUGCUGAGAGCGAGAGAAGAGGAGCUCGAGAACAAGGGGAAAGAGCAGGAGAAGUUGCAGGCGGAGCUCAAGAAAUUGCAGAAGCUGAAGGAGUUCAAGCCCAAUCUCAACUUCCUGAUAUUGAAAGACAACGAGCAAGAUGACAAAGACAAGAAGAAGAAAAAGAAGGGCGGGGCUGAAAAGAAAAGGCCGUCUCCGCCUUAUAUCCUCUGGUACAAAGAUCAAUGGGCUGAGAUGAAGAAGGAUAAUCCAAAUGCUGAUUUCAAAGAAGUCUCCGUCAUUCUGGGAGCUAAGUGGAAGACAGCGAGUGCAGAGGAAAAGAAGCCGUACCAGGAGAAGUAUCAGGCUGAGAAGGAAGUCUACUUGCAGGUGAUGGCAAAGGAGAAGCGCGAGACUGAAGCCAUGAAGCUCCUGGAAGAGGAUCAGAAGCAGAAGACAGCCAUGGAGUUGCUUGAGCAGUACCUUCAAUUCAAGCACGAAGCUGAUGAUCAAGGGAAUAAGAAACCCAAGAAAGAGAAAGACCCAUUGAAGCCCAAGCAACCAAUGUCAGCUUUCUUCAUCUACACUAAUGAGAGAAGGGCUGCACUGGUUGCUGAGAACAAGAAUGUUACUGAGGUUGCAAAGAUCACUGGUGAAGAAUGGAAAAACAUGUCAGAGAAAAAGAAAGCUCCUUAUGAAGAGGUGGCAAAGAAGAACAAGGAGAAUUACCUGAUUGAGAUGGAGGCUUACAAGCUGAAAAAGGAGGAAGAAGCCUCGCAUGUGAAGAAGGAAGAGGAAGAACUGUUGAAACUUCACAAGCAGGAAGCCAUGCAACUGCUGAAGAAGAAGGAAAAAACAGAAAACAUAAUCAAGAAAACUAAAGAGAUUAAACAGAAGAAGAAGAAGGACCAGGCUGCAGAUCCUAACAAGCCAAAGAAGCCUGCAUCCUCUUUCUUAUUGUUCAGCAAGGAAACAAGGAAAAGCUUGAUGGCCGAGCGCCCCGGAACAAACAACUCCACCAUCACUGCACUGAUCUCUGUGAAGUGGAAGGAACUGAGCGAGGAGGAGAGGCAAGUCUGGAAUGCGAAAGCCGCAGAAGCCAUGGAUGCUUACAAGAAGGAAAUGGAAGAGUACAACAAGUCCUCUGCUGCUGCUGCCGCUGCCGCCGGGACGUCAGCCUAG
Messenger RNA from Linum tenue, 3459 nucleotides. The record is from the annotation of a GenBank genome assembly. Lineage: Eukaryota; Viridiplantae; Streptophyta; Magnoliopsida; Malpighiales; Linaceae.